Molecule: messenger RNA, 1016 nt
Organism: Pimephales promelas (fathead minnow)
Lineage: Eukaryota; Metazoa; Chordata; Actinopteri; Cypriniformes; Leuciscidae
Source: RefSeq, a predicted model, not a curated record
UUGAUUGCAGGCAGCAGAUAGGGAGGGUGCAAUUUUCAUCAGAGCUAACGGAAGACGCAAGGCCACAACCACCAACAACUCCAGAAGCAGCAAACAUGGCCACUUUUAGAUUUGGAAGUAGCGUUGGUCCGACUGGAAUAAACUCUGAAAAUCAACCGAACAGCUCGAUUGAUCAGAGUGCUUAUGGUGAAGACACUCUCAAUGAUGACGCAGACCCCAACAGGAUUGUGCAGUGCCCAUAUGACAAAAACCACCAGAUCAGAGCCUCUCGCUUCCCUUUUCAUGUUCUCAAAUGCAGGAAGAACCACCCCAAACUGGCCUGUGAGCUAAAGACCUGCCCCUUCAAUGCCAGACACUUGAUUCCCAGGCAUGAGUUGUCUCAUCACAUAACAAACUGUGAGGACAAGAGGUCUCUGAAUGCCGAAGAGGGGAAAAUAGAGGUCCUGGAGAAAUUCCAGGUGCCCGUUAACACCUGCACAAACCCUUCACCUAAUGAGGACUGGGAAACAGAGACUGAUGAUAAUGCUGCCAUAUUUGUCUGGGGUGAAUCCAGCAAUCAGCUUGCUCAAAACAAGCCAGAGCCAUCUACCACCAUCAGUUUAUCCGAUGGACUCCGGGCACCACGGACUCUUCCAUGGAAACUCUGAUAUGUCACCCCUGGACAGACUUCAGCAGAAAAUCUUACCUUUUAGAAUACUUUAAGCGCUGUGUGAUUUUUCUAGCUAAUCUUGUUUAGUCUACUUAUCUUUUAAAGCUUUUAAUUUUUGAAGUGUUGUGAAGUAGUACAAAUAUUUCCCUUUUCCUAUUUUCUGAACGUUAAUGCACAGCUGUAACCGGCUACGAUCCCUGUGCAGAGACACUCCUUAUUAAACCUAGCAUUUCAGUAUUUCAUCUUUCAAUGAAGAAACAUCAGUAUCAAUCUUUCUGGACCAUUUGUUUAGACUCUUUUCUAUUUCCUAGCUGUGGUGACCUUUAAAAUUGACCUGUAUGAUUCAUUAAAGGUUUCUUUAAGCGUA